CGCUUAGCCUUAGACAAAUUUUGUCCGCUUUGAUUCAAAGACGAAUUUUGCAUCCGCUUUGCGAGGUAUUUCUAUUGUGCAUUUUGUCGUAUGACAAACAAUACGUCAUCGACUGUUUGUGUUGUGCGAGAACCAGGAAGUGAGAAAAAGAAAUGUGCAUGACGAUUGUGACGCAAUGAGCAUGUGCAUAACGAUUUCACAGUCCGGUGAUUAGUGAUUAUAAAAAAUGCGAGGCGUUUGGUCUGACUUCAGUCUACAAUUGAUAGUAUAACGCAGCUCAUAUCAAAAUUUAUCAAACCAAUCCCCAAUCAUGGAAGAAACCUUGGAGAAUAAAACUCCACAUUUGGACGUAACGAUGGCGUGGGAAAAGGCAACAUUACUGAAGAAAGACCUCGAAGAAGGCAAAGGUUGGACCCAAAGAUAUCAUGUUCCAAAUAAGUUUAAUUCCUGGAGCAAAACGUUUCCGAGCGAAGAUGUGCCUGUAAAAACAGUUUACUGCUUCAAGAAUAUGCCGAUGUCCGCCGAGACAUUUAUCGAGAUGAUGAGCCCGAAGAAUCUGGAAUUACGCUCAAAAUGGGAUACAACCACAGCUUUGGAGCUAUUGGAGAGGCUACCAAAUGGCGGGUGUAUUCUUCGCUCAGUAAUCCCUCUAUCCUUUCCUCUCUCGAGUCGAGAUUACAUUUUGUAUUGCUCUCCCCCGUACGAAAACAAUGAUUGGUUUGGAAAAAAGGCUUUUGGGAUUUUCUUUCUGGAUUCAACAUAUCCCUCUAGGCCUGCAGGGGCCGACGGUAUCGUCCGCGCAACGAAUGGCGGGAAUUUCUAUGUCGCCGUACAGGAUGAGGAGAAGCCUGAGCACGAGUGUGAAACGUUCAUGUUGACUACGAAUAAUUACAACGGUUGGAUUCCUGAUAAGAAUGAAUGGAUGGUCGCCAGAAAAGCACCUCGUGUUUUCUCUCAGAUAAGACAGUGCGUUGUUGAAGGAUACAAUCAAUACUUUAAAGGAGUUUGAAUCGUGUUGGUUUGACUGAUGUUAGUGGUUCAAACUAUUCAAAAAGGAGUUGCAUUAUGGAUUAGGCGAUGACUCUAAAUAUUACCGAGCACAUGGGAAGAUUACUCGACUGUUUUUAUAUUUUUGUAUUUGUAUUUAUA
This is a messenger RNA of Dendronephthya gigantea, 1149 nucleotides long. RefSeq lists its product as uncharacterized. Gene Ontology annotation, molecular function: lipid binding. The coding region runs from base 311 to 1009 and encodes 232 amino acids. Lineage: Eukaryota; Metazoa; Cnidaria; Anthozoa; Malacalcyonacea; Nephtheidae. The transcript has 2 exons. The record is from RefSeq and is a predicted model, not a curated record.